This is a messenger RNA of Funneliformis mosseae, 330 nucleotides long. Lineage: Eukaryota; Fungi; Glomeromycota; Glomeromycetes; Glomerales; Glomeraceae. The record is from the annotation of a GenBank genome assembly.
AUGACUUUAUACAAAAAAGAUGAUAAGAUUGAAUAUGAAAAAACACCCGGUUCUAAGAAACAAGGUUACAUCGUAACAGUUUUAGGAAAAAAAAACCCCUCUGCUAAACAGACAUACGCCGUUGGUGACACUCUCAAUUCUAAUAGAACAAUUGAUGAGGUUGAAUAUGAAAUGAGCGAUGGUAAGAAAGAAGGCUUCGUAAUAGACGUUUUACCAAAAAAACUCAAUGAAGAACAGCAAUACAUCGUUGUUCCUACUAAAACUACUAAGAAAAAGGACGGAAGUUAUGUCUAUGAGGAAAAGCACAAAAUGAAACUCAAAGCCAAGUGA